Messenger RNA from Lineus longissimus, 3814 nucleotides. Its product is annotated as alpha-mannosidase 2-like. Gene Ontology annotation, cellular component: Golgi membrane. The record is from RefSeq and is a predicted model, not a curated record. Bases 570 to 3758 code for a protein of 1062 amino acids. Gene Ontology annotation, biological process: N-glycan processing; protein deglycosylation; mannose metabolic process. The transcript has 2 exons. NCBI's taxonomy places the organism in Eukaryota, Metazoa, Nemertea, Pilidiophora, Heteronemertea, Lineidae. Gene Ontology annotation, molecular function: alpha-mannosidase activity; carbohydrate binding.
AGUUAUUGGCAGAUUGCGUUACUGGAGGAGGGGCAAAUGAGGAAAGCUCGCGGAAGAGUCCCUCGAUCGAUUGAAGUUAGUCCAGAAUAUCCGGUGAGGGACUGCGAGGGCUUGCAGACUUUGGAUGGGGAGACUGUAAGAACAGGAUUGCAUUAUAAAGGUUUUGGGUCUGAACUACUGACGACAUUCCCUGAUAGUCUAUCGCGUUGAGAUGAUACAACCCUAGAGAAUCAAUGGCAGGGCCAUUAGCUGUGAUUUCACAAGACAUUCAAGACAUUAAACGGUGUGAAUGGUUCUGAACGAAUUUCGUUUUGAUCUGGAUACUGCUGGGUCAUCACAAGAGGUCUCGCUGAGGAUUUCUCAUACCGUAUGCUGUUCGGUCUCAUUGAUAUCAGCAUAACAAGCCCUGGUAUCUCGACUGCCUGGAAACGUACACUAUCAGGAAUUGGUCUUCGAUGCGUAAGGAGACAUUGAAUGGAACAUGAUGCAAUAAUAUAUGCGAAAGACGGUUGCAGUCCUUCAGUCUGCGUAGACAGUUUUGAUGAAAAGUAAGCUGUGAACACUCAAAGAUGAAGUUCCCUUUCCGUGUCCUGUCAAUCAUCAUCUCCAUGGUAUUCCUGACCAUCAUUCUGCUCGUGUUCGUCGACUUCAAGGACUCAAUCGACGUGCAUCCAAGGAACUGGGACUUUCAAGAACAGGUGAGGAAAACCGUCAAAGGUGACAUCCAAGAGUGUCGAUUCGCCGAUAACGUGAUACCUUCCAAAGGCAUAGACACCCAUGUGCUUUUUGAUAAGGUUCACAAGCAAGAUGCGUCUAUGAUUGAACCUGAAACCAAAGGAGGGAAUGAGAAAGUGACAGUUUUUCUUGUGCCGCAUUCCCACACUGACCCUGGAUGGCUGAUGACUGUGGAUGAAUACUACAAAGAGUUAACCAAGAACAUCCUCGAUAACUUGGUAAUAAAGAUGGCGCAGUAUCCAGAUGUCAAGUUCGUCUGGGGCGAGACUGUCUUUCUCGCAAUCUGGUGGAAGGAUAUAACAGAAGAGGUAAAAGAGAAGUUCAAGGCGUUAGUCCAUUCUGGGCGGGUUGAGAUCAUAAAUGGUGGCUGGGUGGCACCUGACGAGGCUGUGACCCACUACUACGCCAUCAUUGACCAGUUGAUGGAAGGGCAUCAGUGGGUGGAGAAGUACCUUGGGGUGAAAGCUAAAGUGGGUUGGUCGCCGGAUCCUUUUGGAUAUUCUGCCACAAUGCCUUACCUCCUGAACAGGGCAGGUAUGCAGGACAUGGUGAUCUUGAGAAUACACGACCACAUUAAGCAAAGACUUCGCAGGGAGAGAAACUUGGAAACGCAUUGGAGACAGCCAUGGGAUUUACAUACCAACUCCACUGAUACAUUUUGUCACAUCAUGCCAUACAUCCUCUACAACUUUAAGUAUUCUUGCGGCCCGAUACCCUACGUUUGCAAUAAGUUCGAUUUUCGCAAAGUGCCGGGUAAAAAUGGCGACAAUCAACCGCCAAGUCUUGGAAAAGACAACAUUGCAGGAUAUGCUAAGAUGUUGGCUGGUGCCUUCCGACAAAAGGCCCAAGUGUUUCGACAUAAUGCUGUAUUUCAUGCCAUGGGAGAUGACUUUCGUUAUGACACGGCGCUGGAGUGGGACGAACAGAUUGCCAAUUAUACCAUGUUGAAGGACCAUAUAAACCAACAGAAAGACUGGAAUAUGGAGGUCAAGUUUGGCACUCUAACUGAUUACUUCAACGCUAUAAAACAAACAGAAAGGAAUAAGCAACUGAGAGGAAAAUUUCCUGUUCUCCACGGGGAUUUCUUUCCAUACUUAGAUAUGGGCUCGUCCUACUGGACAGGCUUCUACACCACCAGACCCUUCUGGAAACAGCUCGGCAGAGAGGUGGAGGGUAACCUGAGGACUGCUGAAAUACUGAACUCAUUAGCUGUAGGUUAUACAUCUAUGUAUGGUAGACCAUAUAAUGCGGACGCGAAUCUGAAAUCCCUCUCCGAAGCGCGACUGCAUCUUGCCACCUUUCAACAUCAUGACGCCAUAACUGGCACAUCCAAACCUCACACUGUGAAAGACUAUGAGAGGAGACUUUGGCGGGCGAAACGCUUGAGCCAUAAGGUCAGUUCAAGUGCCGCUGCUUAUCUCUUCAGCAAGGGUAAAGUGGCUCCAUUGGAUCUACCGGCACAUUACUUGUAUCCUGAUGAUGGUAGAAGUGACGAUUCUCCUCUGCAACUGAAAACGCCCAUUAAUACACAAGAUAGCUUGGCUAAGGUUUGCGUUUUUAACCCUGUCCCUAAAAUACGCCAUGAACUGAUCCGAUUAGUUGUGAAUAAUACUGACGUCACAGUAUUCGACAUCAAUGAGGAACCAGUCAUGAGCCAGAUCAGUCCUGUCUGGGAGAAUCGAACCACAGUUUCCAAUCACAAGUUCGAGCUCCUGUUCUACACCACUCUCCCACCGCUUGGGAUGGUGACCUUCACGAUCAGGCCAAUCCUCAACAAUCGCUACACGAAGAAAGCCAAACUCUCCUGCACCAAACCAACGCUCAAGGAAUGCGCCAUCUCACCAGGGAAGUUCUUCAUUUCUCUCACACCAAACCCGAACCGGAUCGAAAUCAAGAAUUCGCACUUUGUUGCAACGUUUGAUGGAAAGGGUGCGUUGACCACUCUGAGGAACUCAGGGGCGAAGAAGACCUUGAUAAUAUCACCUUCAUUUCUCCAAUACGACUCUGCCGGAAGUGGGGCAUACAUUUUCUACCCGUCCCAGAAACAUUCCUCCCUCUUCAUGGAACCGGAUACAGUUGUACAUGUAGAGGGAGCGCUGUUGUCGGAAAUGCGAAUGGCGCAAGGCAUUCUUGAGCACAGUGUCCGAGUCUUCCACACCAAUAACACACAAGGUGCAGCAUUAGAGAUAGAAAAUUGCUUAGACAUGACAGGAACCAAAAACAACAAGGAGAUUUUUAUGAGAUUUGAAACCACGGUUAAGAAUAAAGACGUGAUGUUUACGGAUUCGAAUGGAUAUCAGAUGAUUCUUAGAAAGAGGAAAGAUUCAUUCAAUAUCGCUGGGAACUUCUUCCCGAUGGCUACGAUGUGUUAUAUCGAGGAUGAUUGGAUGAGGCUGUCAGUGUUGGCAGGGCAGCCUCACGGGGUCGCCUCGCUGAAGCAGGGCUUGUUGGAUGUCAUGCUUGAUAGGAAGCUGUUCUCAGACGACUACAGAGGAUUAGAAGAAGGUGUAGUCGACAACAGGAAAACUCGCACGACCUUUCUUUUACUCCUGGAGCAAAAUAAACGAAUUUACGACAAUGACGAUGAUGAGGAUGCUAAAGUCCUGUCCUAUCCUUCUUUACUUGGUACAACACUCACAGACUACCUAUUACGACCUGUUACUAAUUUCAUAGUUCACGAACCACUUGCUCUACUGCAAACAUUCUUCCCUCUACGGUCGCCAUUGCCUUGCGAUGUGGACAUUGUCAACCUGAAGACUCUCGUAGAUAAAGUGAAUGAUCACCUCGACGUUGUGUUAAUACUCCACAGAAGAGGGUUCCAGUGUUACUUCGAGACGUCUGACAUUAAUUGUCCCAUGACUGGAGGGGACGUGUCUUUGAAUGGCAUGUUUGAAAGUAUGAAGAUUACCUCAAUGAAGGAAGUGACCUUAUCUCUCAUGUAUGAGAAACGUGCUAGGGAUCCUAAUGAACAUGUGCAUCUUCAUCCGAUGGAGAUAGUGACUUAUAGAUUACAGUUUGUUUGAGCUUGGUGAUGGGGUGAACCAUGGAGCAUCUCCAAAUUACAUGGUGCAAAAACAAA